CGCCGCGUCCGGCGCUGCUGCUGCUGCGCUCGGGCCCCCGCUCCGGGCCGGCAGUGGCCGGGAAGCGGGCGCUGCGCGGCAGCCGGGAUCUCGGCCCAACAUGGCCGAAGUCGGCAUCGAUCAGUCCAAGCUGCCGGGAGUGAAGGAAGUGUGUCGAGAUUUUGCUGUCUUGGAGGACCACACCCUGGCUCAUAGCCUGCAGGAACAAGAGAUCGAGCAUCAUUUGGCAUCAAACAUUCAGCGGAACCGAUUGGUCCAGCAUGAUCUCCAGGUGGCUAAGCAGCUCCAAGAGGAAGAUCUGAAAGCCCAAGCUCAGCUACAGAAGCGCUACAAAGACCUUGAACAACAGGACUGUGAAAUUGCUCAGGAAAUUCAGGAGAAGCUGGCUAUUGAGGCAGAGAGACGACGCAUUCAGGAGAAGAAGGAUGAGGACAUAGCUCGUCUUUUGCAAGAAAAGGAGUUGCAGGAAGAGAAAAAGAGAAAGAAACACAUUCCAGAGUUCUCUGGAGCCAAUGCUUAUGAAGAUAGUUACUAUUAUGAAGAUGGAGACCAGCCAAGGUCAAGGAGGGCCAGGGAAUUGGGUUCUGGAUUCUCGCGGACUUGUAAACUCCAAAGUGAUGGAAAGACUGUGAAGCAGAGGAAGGAGAAACCAAAACAUCCGCUGGAGAACUUGGAAGAGCAUUGUUCAUCAAAGAGAUCUUUGUCAUCCUCUAGCUGGGGCAAAGUGAGGGAUGAUCCCCAAAUUAACAGUGAGCAGCAUGAAAGGAAACAGGCUGCUCAGGAGAGGCUUCGGAGGCCUCCACUACCCAAGAUCAGUGGUGAGGUGUUUCUGAGCACUGAAUUUGAUGACUGGAAGGCAAAGAGUAGCCAUCAUACUCGGAAUCUGGAAAAACAGUUUCACCAUCAAGACAGACUUUCAGCCAAGUCCUCACAGAAAGCAGGGCUUCAUUGCAAGGAAGCUGUGUAUGGGAGGGACCAUGGGCAAGGUGAGCACAAAGAAAGGAAGCACAGGCCCAGGACUCCUCCCUUCUCAGAGAGUGAGGAGCAGCUCAACCUCCAUGAUCCAGGAGUGAAGCCAAGAGUGGUGAAAGAAGCUGUUUCUACUCCAUCACGAGUGACCCACAGGGACCAGGAAUGGUAUGAUGCUGAGAUUGCCAGGAAACUGCAAGAAGAAGAACUUUUGGCUACCCAGGUAGACAUGAGAGCAGCUCAAGUAGCCCAGGAUGAAGAAAUUGCUCGACUUCUAAUGGCAGAAGAAAAGAAAGCUUACAAGAAGGUCAGGGAACGGGAGAAAUCAUCUUUGGAAAAAAGAAAACAUGACCCCGAGUGGAAGCCCAAAACAGCCAAAUCGGCACAUUUAAAGUCAAAAGAGAGUGACGAACCUCAUCGUUCUAAGAAUGACCGACCAGCACGGCCACCACCACCUACCAUGACAGAUACUGAAGAUUUGGAUUACACUCAUUUCACAAAUCAGCAGAGUUCCACACGUCAUUUCUCAAAAUCAGAGACCUCUCAUAAAGGUUUUCAUUACAAGCAGUAAAAACCUAGGAAUCUGCCUUGAAAACGGACUCACUAUAGCAAAUAUUACUGGAUGAUACAGAAUGCAUUCCACACUCAUUUUUUUCGGCUAUGUUUGCAUUCAAGUAUUUUUCUGACCAUGAAUAAUUUUAAUUCAUUUCAGAUGUUUUGGUUAUUCAUGAUCACUUGGGCAGUAUAAGAAAAUGUAGCUUCUGAAUAUUGGCCACCUCUAUGCUGCAUAUACUUCCUGGAAUUAUAGUAUCUAAGAGCACUAUAAAAUGACAUUUUGUUAGGUAUGGACUAUUGGUAGCUCGAAACUAGGCCUUUAGCAAUUUGAAUUUUAUGGAGAUGAAUGAGCAAAAUAAAACCAUGUUUGGAUGCAAUGCAGAAUAAAAGAAUGUCAGAAGUAGCUUUAUUUUGGUGCAUUAGUGUAAUAUAUUUUGAAGGACAGUCUUUGCUUUUUGUACUCUUCAGGAGAAGAAAAAAAAAACACAACCAUAAAGUAUUUUAAAAGAUCUGGAACAAUUGAAAUAGUUAUUCUCACUACCUAGACUAGAAGUUUUUCAUGUCCUUCUAAGCUGUCCUAGGAAAAUUGACCUAGAUGUCAUUCUUUACCCUGCUUUUACCUCCUCAGUAGCAAGGCUUUCUGAAAUAUCUGGGCAAUGGACCAUUUAUUAGUAUUUACUGGCAAAAGUCUAAUUCUCUGAAAUUUAACUCAGAUUAAUGAAACACUUUGUAUCCCUUCUCUUGUUUUAUGCUAUGAAUGGAAUUUGAGAUAAUUGCAUAAUUGGUUAGGCCAUCAGUUUCUUUGGUUGUAGAUUGAGUUUUUCUCUUAGGGUCAUAGUAAUAUUUGCUGGCAAGCUCUCAAUAUUUUGUUUAUCUGUCUAUUAUUAGAUCAACAUGAAGAUAAAUUCGAUAAAUCGUUCUUUAUCCAAGUAUUUGGUUUUAAACAUUUGUUAGUAAGGAUUGUAUUUCUUUGACCAAGACCUCUAAGUUCCCUCAUCAAGAAGUUUAUAGUCGUUGUGUAGCUGCUAACCUUGUGAAAAUAUUUAUUUUCCCAUAUUACUUAGUUCAUAUAAAUGACAAGCUAUGUAUAAUCUGUCUCUUCA
Molecule: messenger RNA, 2627 nt
Organism: Carlito syrichta (Philippine tarsier)
Lineage: Eukaryota; Metazoa; Chordata; Mammalia; Primates; Tarsiidae
Gene: CCDC50
Product: coiled-coil domain containing 50
Exons: 12
Coding region: 101-1540 (479 amino acids)
Cellular component (GO): cytoplasm
Molecular function (GO): ubiquitin protein ligase binding
Source: RefSeq, a predicted model, not a curated record